This is a messenger RNA of Phaethon lepturus (White-tailed tropicbird), 1384 nucleotides long. RefSeq names its product NEL-like 1 (chicken) (gene NELL1). NCBI's taxonomy places the organism in Eukaryota, Metazoa, Chordata, Aves, Phaethontiformes, Phaethontidae. The transcript is spliced from 13 exons. Gene Ontology annotation, molecular function: protein binding; calcium ion binding. The annotation marks the transcript as partial. The record is from RefSeq and is a predicted model, not a curated record.
AUGUGCUUUACAGCUGUAGGAUUUGGAAUGGAUCCUGACUUACAAAUUGAUAUCAUCACAGAGCUGGAUCUUGUGAAUACAACCCUUGGGGUAACACAAGUGUCAGGACUACACAAUGCCAGCAAAGCAUUUUUAUUCCAAGAUAUAGAAAGAGAAAUCCAUGCAGCGCCCCAUGUGAGUGAGAAGUUAAUUCAGCUCUUCCGGAAUAAAAGUGAGUUCACGUUUCUGGCCACUCUGCAACAGAAGGCAUUGACUUCUGGAGUUAUACUGUCCAUCCGAGACCUAGAGCACAGCUAUUUUGAACUGGAGAGCAGUGGCCUACGGGAUGAAAUUAGAUAUCACUACAGGUUUAAUGGGAAGUCAAGAACAGAGGUGUUCCCGUACCAUCUGGCAGACGGACAGUGGCAUAAGAUUGCUGUGUCACUUAGUGCAUCCCACCUUCUGCUGCAUGUGGACUGCAACAGGAUUUAUGAACGCAUCAUUGAUCCCCCAGAAACGAAUUUGACACCGGAAAGCAAUUUGUGGCUUGGACAGAGAAACAGGAAGCAUGGUUUCUUUAAGGGUGUUAUUCAAGAUGUGAAAGUCAUCUUUAUACCUAAUGGAUAUAUAACGCAGUGUCCUAAUCUGAAUCGCACGUGCCCGACCUGCAGUGAUUUCCUGAGUCUGGUGCAAGGAAUCAUGGACUUGCAAGAACUCCUGGCAAAAAUGACUGCAAAAUUAAAUUAUGCAGAAACAAGACUGAGUCAAUUGGAAGACUGUCAUUGUGAGAAGACUUGUCAAGUAAAUGGAUUGAUCUAUAGAGACAAAGACUCAUGGGUUGAAGAUGAUCACUGCAGGAAUUGCACGUGCAAAAGUGGAGUUGUGGAGUGCCGAAGGAUGUCCUGUCCCCCUCUCAAUUGCCCUCUUGAUGCUCUCCCAGUGCAUGUGGAGAGUCAGUGCUGCAAAAUAUGCAAGGCAAAGUGUAUCUAUGGAGGCAAAGUGCUAGCAGAAGGUCAACGAGUAUUAACCAAGAGCUGCAGGGAAUGUCGAAAUGGAGUCUUAGUAAAAGUAACAGAGACUUGUCCGCCAUUGAACUGCUCAGAAAAAGACUACGUUCUUCCAGAGAACCAAUGUUGCAGUGUUUGUAGAGGCCACAACUUCUGUGCAGAGGGACACAGAUGUGGUGAAAAUUCAGAGUGCAAAAACUGGAACACCAAAGCUACUUGUGAAUGCAAGAACGGUUAUCUCUCUGUCCAAGGGGAUUCUGCGUAUUGUGAAGAUAUUGAUGAGUGUGCUGCCAAGAUGCAUUAUUGUCAUGCCAAUACUGUCUGUGUUAACUUGCCUGGAUCCUAUCGUUGUGACUGUGUCAUGGGAUAUGUCCGUGUGGAUGAUUUCUCCUGUACAG